AUGAGUUCUUCCAACAGCGACGUCCCAGCUCGAAAUAGCAGAGCCACUCGCUCUUCUUUGGCGUGUCUGCCAUGUCGCGCACGCCACCUCAAAUGCGAUGGCAAGAAACCAGAAUGCACUCGAUGUGCUGAAGCUACUAGGGAGUGCCUCUACGCCCGCUCUCGCAGAGGUGGUCUGGAUCGCGCGGCAUUGGCAGAACGGCGCCAACGACUCGCCGCGGCGGAGGGUCUACCGUCUCUGGGCAGCGUUGAGCCAGCUCCAGUAAAAAUCCCACAGCCCCAGGCCCCGGCCGGGCAGAAUUCGGAGCCUCUGCUGUUGUCGCCUGGUUUCACAAUCCCUGAUGAUCCUAGCAUAUUAGGCGGAUUUGGUCUUGAUGAGGGCUUCUCUCGCCAAACACCGCCAACAACACCCCAGGUUCAAGUCCAGGACAUCGAGAAUGAUGCUCUCGUCAACCUAUACUACAAGGACUUCCACAGGUUUCAUCCUUUCAUCCUCCCUAAAAGACACUUGAUCAAGCUUUGCCAAGACCCGGGCAGAGAGGCCAGUUUCAAGCCGUUGGUCGCUGUCGUGCGGUUCAUCGGCCACAUUUAUGACUCCAAGCAGUGGUCCGCCUCGUUCAAAGACUUUGUCGAACUCUGUUUCUUACAAGCAUCACCAAACGACCCGGUCAUGGUACAAUGCCGCCUCUUGUACUCAAUAGCGCUUUUCUGGCAUGGAUACAAAGAAGACUCAAAACGGGAAAUGGAUGCUGCCAUUCAACUUACCCUACGACUUGGAAUGCCCCGUCAAGAGUUUGCCACAGAGAAUGGAUGUCAGGACCCAGUGUUGGUAGAAUGUUGGAGACGGACGUGGUGGAUGCUGUUCAUCGUGGAUGCCUUUUACGCGGGCACAUUGGGCGCCAUGAAUUUUGCGACGCUAGAUGUUGAGGCUACUGUUGAACUGCCUUGUGAAGAGUCCGAGUACGAAUCAGGGGAGAUCCCCGAACCCAAGACCUUGGAAGAGUUCGAGUGUCGUGAGUUCGCUUCCGACGACACGUCAUUCUCUUCUUUCGCGUAUCUCAUUGGCGCCGUACGAUGUGCAGCAUUGGCAAUCUCGAUAGCACCAAAAGUUGCUGUCAAGGAAGCCUCAACACAGGUCAUUGAGGCUGCCGACUCUGUGGUUGAUGCAUGGCUUCUUCUACUGCCCAAAGAUGACAAGCAAGUCAUUUCCAAGACAGGCCUCAUUGAUGAGCUCAUGUUCCAAGCGCAUCUGGUGAUCCAUGUUGCAACUAUCGGCCUACACAGACCUCUAUCAGACCUCAGAUUCAACGCCAUCGAGAGUGUCUCGAGCUGUGCCCGGGAUCCUCCUGCCGAUUCCCCCACACCGGAUCUAAUCAACGUACACACAAUACGUGUCCUGAGAUCAGUAGAAGCUCAGAUUCGUCUCCUCGCAUUGCCGGCUCGACCCUUCAACCACACACCAUUCAUCACCUGCAUGGUGAGCGAAGGCACGUUGGCCCUACUCUCAGCAUGUAAUUUCCUACACAAGGGAAAGGAGCUGGCAAUAGCAAGAGAUCAGAUCCGCAUGACCAUUGGGUGUUUGAAAGCAUUGGGAGAGGUAUGGCCCAGAACAGCUAGGAAUGUGCGGGAGAUUCAGAUGAUUGCACGGCAUGUGCUUGGGCUAGGGCCAAAAAGUACAAAGGGCAACACUCCUCAGUCAACUGGAGUACCGAGUCUCUCUGGCGGCGAGGGGCAGGAGAUACCUGGCUCCGAAGGCGGACAGCUGAGCAGUGAUGAUGAUAUUCUGGCGUCUCUUGCGAAUAUGGAUACAGUAUGUGGAUGGUAUAGUUCCAGUGAUUUCGCCACAGAUAUAUCAUGGUGGACAGGGCAGUAA
This is a messenger RNA of Fusarium keratoplasticum, 1872 nucleotides long. Its product is annotated as Zn(2)-C6 fungal-type domain-containing protein. The coding region runs from base 1 to 1872 and encodes 623 amino acids. Gene Ontology annotation, biological process: DNA-templated transcription; regulation of DNA-templated transcription. The record is from RefSeq and is a predicted model, not a curated record. The transcript has 3 exons. Lineage: Eukaryota; Fungi; Ascomycota; Sordariomycetes; Hypocreales; Nectriaceae. Gene Ontology annotation, molecular function: zinc ion binding; DNA-binding transcription factor activity, RNA polymerase II-specific; DNA binding.